AUGGAGAAAGAGCAAGACCAAAGAACUGACGAUCUACAGCGCCGUGUCCUUCAAAACACUCUCAACGAAGUAGCUGCGAGGGAAGAAGAUGCAGCCGAUUGCUGCGUCAUCUGUCUCGAUGUCAUAACAGAGCCAUGCGAAGCGCUGCCGUGUGGCCACCGCAAUUUUGACUAUAUCUGCGUGUCGAGCUGGCUGUUUGAGACACCGCAAUGCCCCCUCUGUAAAGUCAAGGUUGUCAAAGUCUUGCAUGGAUCUGCCCAAGAUCCCAUCACGACCUUCAUCAGCCAAAAGCCUUCUACGGCCGCCACCACCAGCACCUCCACAAUAACAAGAUCCGAUGGUUCCGCAUAUUACGGACGUAGAGGAGGAUUCGGAUGUACAAGACAAAGAGGCAGACCAUUUCGCAACCAAGGGAGAUCGACUACUGUCUCCAACGUAGUCGCUGCUCGACGAGACGUGUACCGCCACCAACGAUACUCCAAACAUGUCGGGUCUAACCGCCUCUCUCGCUAUCGCGAAUUGACACCACAGAUGUUCUGUUCAGAUGCAGAGCUAGUUUCCCGCGCGAGGAUGUGGAUCCGGCGAGAACUCCGAGUCUUUUCGUUCCUCUCGCCUGAUGACGAAGGCGAGAACGACGACGGAAGCACAUCGCAGCCCGCACAUACUGGCUCCAGAACAACCAUACAGCAUCGCCGUGCUAACAAUGCGGAAUUUCUUUUAGAAUACAUCAUUGCUAUCCUAAAGUCUGUGGAUAUCAUGGGAAUCGGCGGCCAGGCGGAGGAUAUGCUGUCCGACUUCCUGGGGAGGGAGAAUACAAGGCUAUUUUUGCACGAGCUACGUGCUUGGCUGCGGAGUCCCUUUACGAAGCUUGAGGAUUGGGAUAGGGCUGUACAGUACGAGAGAGACGUUGGGAGAAGAGAGCCCAGAGGUGAGGUGCCCAGAAACGAUGUGCACCGCGAGGAUAGUUCAAGGCGGCAUGGUGAGGAUGCGGAUAGAUAUCGGGCCAGGCGUGGAGGUGAAUUUUACCGUCCACGAGGACGGAGGGCCGCGAAACAUGAGUCUUAUACAUCGAGACGUGCUGCUGAGUGGAACAGGCGGAGAAGUAGAUAA
This is a messenger RNA of Metarhizium brunneum ARSEF 3297, 1110 nucleotides long. RefSeq lists its product as uncharacterized. Gene Ontology annotation, biological process: protein polyubiquitination; protein monoubiquitination. Lineage: Eukaryota; Fungi; Ascomycota; Sordariomycetes; Hypocreales; Clavicipitaceae. Gene Ontology annotation, molecular function: ubiquitin protein ligase activity. The record is from RefSeq and is a predicted model, not a curated record.